This is a messenger RNA of Thyridium curvatum, 1557 nucleotides long. RefSeq lists its product as uncharacterized. Gene Ontology annotation, biological process: carbohydrate transport; transmembrane transport. The transcript is spliced from 2 exons. Gene Ontology annotation, cellular component: membrane. Lineage: Eukaryota; Fungi; Ascomycota; Sordariomycetes; Thyridiales; Thyridiaceae. The coding region runs from base 1 to 1557 and encodes 518 amino acids. Gene Ontology annotation, molecular function: carbohydrate:proton symporter activity. The record is from RefSeq and is a predicted model, not a curated record.
AUGUCUGUGGCCGAGGACAAUACCAAGCCAGCUGCCAAGCAUGAAGAAUCCAGUGAAAAUACUUCGGAUGAUAUGCCUGUCAUCACAGGCUUCAACAGGCGGGUUUUGUUUAUCCUGGUCCUACUGGGAUUCGGCUCCGCUUCUAUGGGAUAUGCCGCCUCUAUCAUCGCUACGACUCUAACUCAGCCCUCGUUCUAUGUCAAGCUGAACUUGACCAAUGCAACAAACUUGACUGCACUGAUUGGUGCUACAAAUGGCCUCUUCUACACCGGAGGAGCCUUUGGUUCGAUCUUCAGUGGCUAUGUUGCUCAUAAAUACGGCCGAAAAAUAAGUGCAGGCGCGGCAGCUUUGACAAUCCUCAUCUCGAGCGCGAUCAUUUGUGGCUCGACUCAUAUAGCCAUGUUCAUCACAUUCCGGUUCUUCCAAGGAUAUGGUUGCUUCAAUAUGAUGUCUACUAUUCCGAUGUGGAUGGCCGAACUUGUUCCCCCGAAGAAGAGAGGCAUGCUGGUCCAGAUCCAUCCAGCGAUGAUCAACUUCGGUUACGUUGUUGCCUCUUACACCGGAAUAGGGUUUUACUACUUCCAUGAUCCUAGUAACAACCAAUGGAGGGGCCCAAUGGGCCUUGCUGGGUUCUUCCCUUUCCUGUUCCUCCUCGGCAUCUACUGGAUCCCCGAGUCCCCACGGUAUCUUUUGGCCAACGACAAGACAGACGCAGCCUGGGAAAUUCUUCGUCAACUUCACUCGCACCCAAGGGACCCGGAACACCUCUAUGCGAAGAAAGAGCUCUACCAGAUCCAGCAACAGAUGCAGUUGGAUAAGGAGUUCUCUGCACCGACCGGUUUCGGGAACUAUGGAAGGAUCGCUAUGAAGAAAUCUCUUCGAAACCGGGCUCUUCUUACCAUGUUCGUGACCUUCGCCCAGAUGGGGUCAGGCGCGCUAGUGAUUAACAGUUGCCUUGGCUUCGGCGAAGAGGAUAUACUCCAGUUCCAAGGCGGCUACCAACUCUGUGCCUGGGUCAUGAACACAGCCGGCAUGCUGACCAUUGAUUUAUUCCCAAGAAAUAAGCUCAUGUCGUUUGGUUUUGCUACCAUGGUCGUCACCGUCAUUAUUGAGACAGCCUUGCAGAAGAAUUUCCUUGGUACCACUAACCAGACGGGAUUGAGCGCCUGUGUCGCGUUACUUUUUCUCAACGUCACAUUAUACGGUCUCUCCGUCGAGGGCGUUGGCUUCUUGUAUAUUGCUGAGAUCUGGCCCUCGUACGCGCGCACAGAGGGAUAUGCUCUGGGCAUGUUCUCUCUCUGUGUAUCCAGCAUCAUUUGGACGCAGGCCGCCCCAACAGCAUUUGCAAACAUUGGAUGGAAGUAUUAUAUCAUCUUUAUUGUUGUGAAUGCAGUUGCCUCGGCGGUGCUGUAUUUCGUUCCGGAUACUCGGGGCAAACCUUUGGAGGAGAUUGCCGCUCUUUUUGGCGAUGGUGACCAGGUUGCCGUUUAUCAAGAUGGAAUACAGUCUGAGAAGCUUAGGGAACCGCACUGGGGCGAACAUGGGAUUGAUCCUUGA